This is a messenger RNA of Biomphalaria glabrata, 8728 nucleotides long. RefSeq lists its product as uncharacterized. The transcript is spliced from 3 exons. The record is from RefSeq and is a predicted model, not a curated record. NCBI's taxonomy places the organism in Eukaryota, Metazoa, Mollusca, Gastropoda, Planorbidae. Bases 1274 to 3142 code for a protein of 622 amino acids.
UUUUUUUUAUAGAAUAGACUUAAUAAUAAUAAUAAAUUAAUAAAGUUAAUAGAUAGAAGACUAUAAUUUCUACUUAUAUUAUAAAAGUUAUAAUAUUAUAAUAUAUACUAAAAUAUUAUGACUAUACAUUUAAUAGAUCUAUUAAAAUCUAUUUAUUAGAUUCUAGACUGUCUUAGAGUCUAGAGCAGACCAGUAGAGUAGAAUCUCUGAAGAUUCUGAAGUGAAUUUGGUGGCCCCAAAUGAAUUUAAAAAAAAAUAGAAAGAAAUACCAAAAACUUAAAAGUAAAAACCUUCCUGUCUAUAGAUCUAUUAUUUAUCAACCAAUAACUGAAAUCCAUAUAUAUCUCGUUUUAUGUUGUGGAGACAGUAAACAUAGAGUCAUAGUGCUCUACUAUGUUUGAGUUCUCAUCCAACUUUCACAAUUUUGGUUAAAUUAAGUAAAAAAAAAAGGAAUAAUUAUAAUGAAAUGGUGUAAUCACCAAAGGGAACAAAGAUGAUGAUUAAUUUGAUAUAGCCAUACAAGGAACUGCAUGUCUGUCUCUGACACUGUUACUUCUACAGGUUUUAAUUAAUUUAUUGAUUAUAUUAUUAGAUCUACUCAUGAUGAUGCAAAAAAAAAAAUGUGGCUACUUUGCGUUGACUAGGGAUCCAAUUCAAUGUGCUUUCAACCAAGAUAUCUUACAGGAAUCUACUAUUAAGCCACUUGGCUUCUAAUGUCUCUGCUCUUUGUUGAAUAGUAACUUCAAAUAGACUGACGAUAUCAAGUACUAAUAUUAUUAUAAAGUCAUUUGGAAUUUCAGGCUUGUUGGUGUUGUUCAACAUUAAGAAAGAAUAUUGGUGAAGGAAAGACUCUGUAGAUACCCCAAGUUAUCUUACACACUGACUAGUUUUGGACUAGAUAGUGUCCAAAUGACAUUUAGAGAUCAAAUCUGUGGCCUCUGGGCUCCCAGUGACAGGAGGACUUUGGCAUCCAUCUGCUGCCUGAUUCAGUCUAACCUUGGAUAUUCGUGGAUUGGAGAUAAUAGCCUGGAUGCAGUGUAAACAUUUUUAUGUAAAUCUAAGACCAUUGUUUUUCACCUUUUAAAUUUAAUUAUGUAUUGAUAGUAUUGUUUAGUCUCAUUACUAAAGCCACCUCUUUUAUUUUUUUUAUUGUAAUUUAAAGCUUGUGAUAGAAUGGGUACCAGCUCUGUGCUAUUCAAGUGCUAGUACUCAUGUUCCACAAAGAUCAAAAUGCUUAACGCCUCAUUAAGAUAACAUUGUCUAGUGAGUCAUAAUGAACUCAACAGAUACCAAAGUCCUUCUCCAUGACAUUUCCAGUAACUUAAUUACACCUGUUGGUCCCUCUGAAUCAUCUGAUGAACCUUCACGGGUUUAUGACCCUGCCAAGUUGUUCAGGUCUGAGCCAAGCCAUGUGUCCAAUUUGGCCUUCCUACCAAUACUGGCCAUCAUAGUGUUUGUUGUAUGCAUUCUACUGAAGGCCUACAACUGGUCCAGAGAAGAUGCCAGGUUCAAGGCUAGAGGGGAUGUAGAGUUUGGUGAUGACAGUGAAGUCAACUAUGGCAUCAUUACUGAGGGGGACAAGGAGUACUGUGACAUAGACAUGCGGGGGGAUGGCAUAUCUGUCUAUGACACUGUUAACUCAUACAGGUCUUUAGGGAAUGGUUUCACACCUUCCAUAAACAGUCCACAGUAUUACCAUGACACAGUGACGUCAAUCAAGUCAUUGGUUCUGCAGAGAGCUGACGGCAGCCAAUAUGAUAGUGUCAAGUCGUAUAAAGCUUUCUUAGAGAAGAUAACUCAGGAUAAAGACCUGGCUGUAGAAGUGAAACUCUUAGAGAACUACCCCAUCAGAAGUAAAAGUGUUGAACAUUGUGUGGUGUUUGAGGAAGAGAGCUCUGAGAAAUCAGAAGACAUUUCAUCCAGAAUGCUUAAGUCACUUCCCCUUAAAAAGCAUAUCCAUGAAGAUGGUCGUGUGCAUCAGUUUGAUAAGAAAAAGCACAGGCAUCGCCAAGCAAGUGGUGACCUUCCUGGAGGGAUGCGAAAAAGGUCGGCUUCAAAUCCGACUUACCGCAGAUGUGCUGGUGGUGCCGCUAGUUUGCCUUCUAUUAGGUAUGUUGCAUCUAGUGACUCAGAUGAUGAUGAUCAGCAGGCAGAUCGAAGAAAGUUGUGGGCUGAAAGAAAGAAAAUGUCCAGAUCUGUUUCAGGUGGCAAAAUUUCAAAAUCUUCUAGAGAUGCCAACUGCGAGUCAUGUCCUGGGAGCAAUGGUGAUGACCAUCACAAUAUUCACCGGCGAAAGAGACAUUACUCUGCAGACAGUGCACGGCGGCAUAGAAAGGCAGCAAAUGUACAGCAAAAAGAUGUUACAGACAUAGAUGCUAAUAAACUGGUUCCCCAUGCAGCGAAACAGGAGGGCAAGUCUGCAUCCAGUAAACAAAGAAGCUUUAAAUGCUAUGAGGAGUCAUCCUCUGAAAAUCCUAACAGCUCCUCUGACUCAAAUAUUCCAUCAGAUGGAGUGGUCUCAGAUACAGAUGAUGAAACAAAACAAAACACACUGAUAUCAAAUGCCUCAGAUGAUAAAACAAUGGAGAAUGAUGUGUUUUUCAGUUUGGACUCUGGUACAGAGCUUGCUUCUUCAUAUGAGAUAUUACAAAACUCUAGCCAGAGAAUCUCAGAGACUAAGAAAUCAAUAGCUCAGGCAAAAGAGGAGUUUUUCAAAAGAUCACCUGAUAGCUACUCCUCUCCAUUGACUCUAAAAGUACCUGAUCAAAUUACUUUAGCAGUGAAGACACCACAGACCCUCCACAUCAAUGGAGAUGCUCAUCACAACAAACUUGAAGACUCAGCUAUUAUCAACCAUUCCAUACCUAGUGGUGAUGAAAAUGGCAAAUCAAAACUCAGCCCGUACAUUGUGGCCAAUGCCAUGAUCAGAUCUCAAGCAAGCCUUGACCACAACACGCCUUUGAUAACCACAGACAACAGUAGCCCAGGGAUAGUGGAGCUUUCUGUGGACCCUGGUGCAGAUGACCACAAUCACACUGCAGAAGGUGCUCUCGAGUCACAAAGCUUGUCUAGUCCAAAAAAAGUUCAGCGCUUUCAUGUAUCAUUUGUCAACAUAGAUCUUUCAAAUCCACAGUCUGACUAGUACUUUGCAGCCUCUUUUUCACUUGUAUAGAUACAAUCUAGAGAAUAUAUAUUUUGAAUAGCUCUUUCAGAAACACCAUUUCCACAACAGAAUGUUUGUGUGGACAUUCUUUGGGGAGAAAGUUUCAUUUUGUUUCAUUUAUGGGAUCAAUACAUUUUUUAAAGCAUUUUUUCUAGAAUAUACUUGUGAGUAAAGUUGUCAGCACAUGUGUAGGAUUUCAUCUAUUUAUUUCAAUGUUGUAGUCACGAAUAGAUCUGAUCAUGUUUUAAAACCACAGUCAUCCCCAUCAACUCAUUGGAAAAGAAAAUCCAUUUGUUUAGUGCAAUUCAUUACUUAAACUUUUUUUUUUUGUAUUUUUGUAUUGUUUCAUCCUUUUGUUUUUUGUAUGACAUUUAGAUUCUUCUUUUGAAAGCUGUAAAAUAUAAAUGUGCUUACAUGUAAAUACAUAACUGUGUGUAUAUUGUUGCACUUCUUAGCAUUGUUUUCUUUUUACUUUGGUUCAAAGGUAUAGAACCAUAGUUAUGUUUCUUAAUAGGUUAUUCCUGCACAUGUUGUUAGCUUAUGUAAAUAUUCUACAAAAUGGCCCAGAAUGUGAUAUCUGCUACAUGAUCUAUAGGUUGUUAUUUUACAGAGUACUUAUCAUUUUCAAACACAGACUUUGUUCAAUCUAACCAAAUGGCAUCUUUAUUGAAAUCAUUGAUUGAUUUUUUAUUUUGACAAUACAAAUUAUUCAAUAGUUUUAGAACAAUCUGUAAGAUAGUUAAUUUUUUUCAUUCUUUUGUUGUUUUUUUUUAUUUGUAAUCCUAUUCCCAACACACUGUCACAAUGCUACUAAUUUGAUAUGUUUGUAACAAAAUUUUCAAUGAAUAAUAAUAAAAAUUGACUUCCAUACAUCUACAUUAAUACUGACAACUUACAAACUGUGGCGUGUACAAUGGUUUGCUGGAACUGUAUUAUUCUAUUAAUACACAUCAAAUAAGAUAUUCAAGUAAUCUAUGACUGUUGUAUUGUCUCAAUUUCAAGUUUUUUUUAUGUCUGAAAGGACAUUUCUGUAAGGAGCCAUACAUGACUGCUGUUGGUUCAUUAUACAAACUUUCUAAACAAAUAGUGACAUUUUAGAUUGAUUCUAACUUCAGUAGUUUAUGACCUUAAUACAGCUUUCCAUAACACCUAUAACAAAAAAAUAGUGUAGGAUGGAAGUAAUAUAUAUAUUGGAGUUCACUAGUAAAUUAUUUUUUGUUAGUUCAUUAUACCAUCAUUGAAAUGUAAGGCAGUAUCAUGUUACAGGACUUAAAUAAUUGUAAUGUUGACACACUCUCUGAUACUUUAAUAGAUAAUCUCUGAUUUAUUAAGAUGCAUUAACAACAUAUACUAAAUACUUUCCCUUCGGGGAAAAAAAAAGUCAUGCAUGUAAAUAAUUACAGUAAAUAGUCAUAUAUUUAUUGAUGUAAACAUACACAUUGUAAGCAUAAUACUAAACUAGACAAUGACAAGUGUCACACUCAACAGAUUUUUGUGUGUGUCUAUAUUUGUUUUUUUUUUUACAUUUGUAUCUACAUUUAAACCUUGAAGAAGGCAGCAGACAAAAUUGUUUCAAAUGACAAAGUUGGCGACAAUCUACAUGUUAAGAUCACACUGUUUAUGUUUUGUGUUUUUCUGACUUUAAAAAACAUCUCUCAAGCCAUUCAUAACAAAAACAAAAAAUAUCCUGACAAUGUUCUAAGACUUUCAAUUUAAUUGUCAUUACACUUCUUUUUUCCUUUGUGUGUAUAGGUCACUAGGAUCAUUCUCAUAAGAAAAACAAAAUGCUUAAGAUAACAUAUCAACUUGUUAUUGUACUAAGUAGAGCUAUCAAAUGUUAUGUAAAAGAAACUCCAUUUUUUUCUCCCAGUUAAUUAACACUAAGUAAGAAAUAUCAUUAUCCAUGAUUACUCUAGGUAGAUAGCUUAUAUAAUCUUGUUUAGUUUCACUAAGUAAGAAAUAUCAUUAUCCAUGAUUACUCUAGGUAGAUAGCUUAUAUACUCUUGUUUAGUUUCACUAAGUAAGAAAUAUCAUUAUCCAUGAUUACUCUAGGUAGAUAGCUUAUAUACUCUUGUUUAGUAGCUUUAUAGUUGUUGUCUAUGUCAGUCAAAUGAAUUAUUUUUUUUCUAGUAAGACAAAGUAAAAAAAUAAAAGUUGUACAUUCAGUGGUGAUGUAAGCGUGAGUUGUACAUAUGUACAGUGUAGUUAGGUGUACUUAUAUGUAGGAUAUUGUACUUUUAUUAAAUCUCAGAUCUGGAUGUACAUUUUAUUUUGUUGUAACUUGCCCAAUGUGCCAACCAUCUCUCUCUUUUUUUUUUUUUUUUUUUUAUUGUUAACCUCAAACUCUUGCCUGACACAGUUCUCCUUUUUUUUUUUUUUUGGUCAUUCAUUCCAAUUUGCUUUUGUACAUUAAUAGUUUUGUUUAUUAAAAUAAAAUGUCAUUAUUUUGAUACAUAUACUCUUCAUGAUAAUUUUUUUUUUAAUGAAUUGUUUGGUUGGCAAAUGUGUUCUAUGUUUUUUUUUUUUUUUUGUUCUGCUUGUAAGUUGUGACAACAAUCCCCAAAAUGUACCAAGUUUACUUGAUCUACUUUCCACUUGUACAACAAAGAAUUCAAAGGGAGAUAAAUAGAUCCUCUAUGAGAUCAAAUGUCCAUAAGAAAAUUAAAAUGUUUGAAAAUAGAAGCAAAAUGCUUUUUGAGUUCAAAAUGAAAAUCUAUAAUUAAAAACUAAAUCUUCAUUGUGAAAUUGUUGAAUUACACACACAAAAAUGUUGCUUUUUUUUUAAAAACAUUGUUUAUGAAUUUUUAUUUCAAAUCUCCCAUCCACAGUAAAAAUUGUAUGUUAGUAUUUCUAUCAACUAUUUGUUGAUGGUAUUUAUUUAUUGGAAGUUGGUGACAGUACUGAACAUAAGAUGGCAAAUAUUAUUACUGGAGUUUGGUCAACACAAGAUGAAACACAUUUGUUGUAUCAAAGUGCUCAUCUUGUGUGGAUUUCACAUGAACACAAAUUUAAUUACAUAUUGUUCAUAGGUUAAAUCAUGUUUAAAUGUGUCUAUUUAUGUAUUUGGAACUAACCAAGUUUGCUAUAUUUCUUUUUGUGAACAAGGACAUACACACACUGACUGUUAUAUAGUCUGAAAUACAAUUGUUUGUGUGUGUGAUUGUUUAAAUACUUCCAUUGAUCUGUAUAAAUGAAAUGAAGACUUACACAAGUUCCUUGUAUUAGUUGUUUCAGUUCUUGUUAUGUGAAUAUUUUUGUCAUAAAAAAAAGUAAUUAGAAUUUCGACAGAAAACUUCUAUCCAAAAUCAAAUUUGCUUCAUUAUUAUGGCCUCCUUCAGUCGCGAAGCGACAAGGGAUUAUCUCAUGGAAAUGAGGUGAAUGCCUUGGCAUUAGAUGUGUUCAGAACUAUCUCGCCCCUACAUAAGUUCCCCUCUCUCCACUCAGCUGAUGUAUCUAAGGAGGGGCAAGUGAUUCUUACAGGGUGUAGCACUGAGUGCUGUAAACUGCCUAAAGGUCGCCGGCUCCUGAUUUUUUCUCAGAGUUGAAUUCUGUAGCCUUUCCCAUGAUUGGGUUUAGCUGCAAGGCAGCAGAGGUUUGAAUUCAGAGUUUUCCUUCUCCCCAGCUAUGUCUAAUGAGCCCCUUCUCCCCAAAGCUUACUGGCUUAGGCACCAGUUACUUGUCUUCGCCCUUUCUUCUGUUGGUGAAAACAGUUCUGCCAGACUCAAUAUCUGAGCCACGUGUGAAGGCCAGGAGUUGGAAUGGUUGUCAGGGACUAUUUGAGAUGCUUUACAUUAGGAAGCAUUUUAUAGGUAGUGGAGUGCUUAUAUCCAUUACUACUUCUGACAAUGACAACCUUGCGGAACCAAGGCUCAUUAUAAUGCCACAAAAAGGCUUUUUUUUAUCUUUUAAGUCUCAUACAAACAAAAAAAAUUACUGUCAACAUAUAUUAAAAAAAACAAACUUUAUUACAAUUUUAAUAAUAUAGUUAAGUGUCAAUGUUUAGUACGGUAUCAAUAGUAACUAGCCAUCAGUUAUUUGGUAAUAAAAAGCAGAUGAUAUGUGAGUGCAUAGAGAUAGAUGCACCACAGUAUUUUAACAAAAGUAUAAUGGAUUAUGAAUACUUUUAGUUGAAAGUUCACAAUCAACUGGGAAAACAUAUUACUUACAAUCACUCAAUUUGUUGAACAUUCUGGAUAUCUCAAAGGGUCUUCAUUCAAUAUUCUCAUUUUCAUGUCUCCUUUGAUUCACUUUCUGGCUGUAGUACUGUCUUGCUGGUUCAAUUUUUUUAUUUUUGUUUAUUUUUAAGGUUCAAAUUUUAUUGGUUAGACAUGGCAGUUAUAUUUGUUUAUUGUUGGUGUGCUCCAUUUGAUGGUGUGUCAUGUGUAUUGUACUUUGUACAAAUGAUUUCAUCUGUUGAAACAAGAAUAAGUAGUGUGAAUGUGUCUGUGUUAGAUUUCAUUGUGUGUGAGUUAAUUUAAAUAUGUAGGUUGGUAUACAUUUAAAAUGUACAUUUUUUUUUAAAACUCAGUAGUUUAAAAUCCUUUCUUCUUAUAUAGACUGGGUUCAAUGACUUGACUGUAAACCAGAGUUUGUCUAAUGUUUUUUACUGAGAGUUCCAUCUAGCAUAUACACAGUUAUCUCUCUUAGGGUCAUUUUCAUCACAUUAAUUUCUUCAUUUUUUCUACAUUUUUAUAAAACAAAAUUAUGACUGAUUUAAUAAAGUAUUAUUUUAUCCAAUACAUUUUGAGCCCUUAGAUAGAAUGCUUACAAAGUGUAAGGGAGAUAACAAUUUUGACUGUUGUGGUUGUUUAUUUUGUCUAGAGAUGUAUAGAAUUUACUUAAGUCAUGUACUUGAUUAGAAUAAGAAACAAAUGAUUAUUUACAUGUUUGUUUGUUUUUUGUGUUGUUUUUUUUGUAUUCCUAAACAAAAGUGGAUUAAAAAUGUCCCAAGAUGAUGUGCACUUUACAUGUCAAACCUUUACAUAAAAAAAAAACUGAACUAAAUCUGUAGCACUAGAUACAUGAGAUGAGAAUAUUUACCUAGCAACACAGCAUUAACAAGAAAUUUGUUUUAGAUUGCAAUCACAUACAUUGGGAACCACUCAUAAACACAACAGAAACAAAAAAAUUAUUGUCUGGCCAGUCUUGUACAGUGUACAUGAUAUUAAACAUUUUAUGAUACAAUUUUUAGAUAUUUACAGUAGUAACAGUGCUAUUUGAAGAGCUCCAUGGCAACAACCUUGUAUUGAAUUUAAAAAAAAAAAAAAAAGCAUCAACUUUCCUUUGGUACCUUGCUCUCGUAAUAGUUCAUCUUACCAAGGGAGGUAACAGGGAUGAAGUCUUAAACCAAUCUUGUAAUUUCUUAUUUGUAUACAAAGCUAGAAGUGCAAUGAAUGUAUUUGUUACCAUGCAGCUCUUCUUUUCUAGAGGUUAACUUAUGUUAGCACCUUCAAUGAAUUACUUGAGUUUAAAACCAUUGGUCUGACAGUUGGACAAUGUGCUAUACGUGUAUUGCUUCAAAACAUAUUUGGAGAUUAAAAAUACAAGUUCUAUUACACAUUCAAA